Struthio camelus australis is the source of this 6486-nucleotide messenger RNA. The record is from RefSeq and is a predicted model, not a curated record. NCBI's taxonomy places the organism in Eukaryota, Metazoa, Chordata, Aves, Struthioniformes, Struthionidae.
UGUGAAGACAGGGCAGGUCUUGCGGGCACGAGUUAAAGCCUUGGUGGGUCACGAAGGUGGUGGUGUCCAGGUGCUGAGGAUGAAGCUCUUGUUAUCCCCCCUUGUCUAAAAGUGAUUCUGUGUAAUGCUAUUUAAAUGUGGAUAAGUAACUUUUUUUCUGGGUGUUGGUGCCUAUAGCUAGAUGCUCUAGCUUGCCAGCAGGUGCCCACAGGUUUUUUUUUUUUUGGGGGGGGGUAGGAAUCUCUGCAACUCGGUAGGAAUGAAAGUUGCAGCUUGUAACUAGAGCUGUUCAGGCAGAGUGGGUAGCUGGUGAUAUUUCAGUGAAGUCUGUUGAAGUCACUGUGAUUACCUUGUUUUGUCCUGUGCUAUUAGCUGCGGUGGUUCAGGAGGUAAUUUCCAGUCAUUUCUGCCCUCAUGUGGUGAGGGUGGAAGAAAGUUCAGUGUUAGGUAACCUUAUCGGCAGCUCAAGGCAGUCUGACCUCACGAGUUACAGGAAUGUGUUUGCAGUAAACAUGUAUGCACUGAUGACUGAAGACAGUUCUCUGAACCUGAAUAAUAUAAAUUUAUCUAUUCUCCCCCAGAACGUGUAGGAGAAGAUAAUUUGCCACUCAGUGAAACUAUAGAUGAGUGGCAAAACCUGAAACAAAUUUAUUUUGAUUAUGGCUUGUCAUAUGACACUAGGAUCUCUUAGAACUGAGAGAUCUUGGAGCUGUUUACUGUGGUGGAGAAACUGAAGCAGAAGGUUGGGAAAUAUUAAGCUAAAUGGAGAACAGACUCCUCAUUUAAACAGAAGGCUUAAGGAGGAAUAGAUAACAUAACAUGCUGUACUACUUUUUGUCUCUGAAACUUUUUUCUUUGUGUAUGCCUGGCAGCCUGGUAAACUUGAAAGAGAAAAGUGAAAUUUUUUUUUUAGUGCUCAAAGGAGGAACAAAUUCCACUGGACAUCAGUCACUCAGUAAAACUUUCCAAGUACCUUUUCACUUCAGCUCUUGAAUUAUGAGAUCACACUCUUUAGUAAUGCCUACAGGAAACUGAAAAAAUAUCUACUGUUGAUUUAAGGAAUUUGAGAUUAAGAACUUCUGAUUUAUCUUUCUGUUGUGUGAUGAGGCAUCUGAAUGAUAUUGUUUAUGUAUGUCAAUCUCUAAUUAUAGUCUCUGUAGGAAGAAUAAGGGCAACGAAAGGUAGGUGGUGUCCUUCCAUAUGGUGGAAAGAUCUCAAAUGCUAAAAAGUCUAAAACCCACUCCUGCUUUGAGCAAACUUUCUGAAGUAUAAGUUUUAUGAAGUAAAUAAUGCCUAAAACACAUAGGAAGCAACUCUGCUGUAGCUAUUUUAAACUUAGAUGAAGUGCAUAGCAGAGCCUCUUUGAGAAAAAAUCCAUCUUCCUUCAGUUAAAAAUGAAAAGACAGGUGGUCCUGCUGCUGUAAAAUCAACUGCUGAAGGUAUCUGGUGAGUGUUUUCUAAUCCUGUUCCAGUCAAAAUGUGUCAGAUAACUUAAAUGAUCUUAAGUAUUUCUUGACUAACCCAGCUAAAAUUUGAUGUUGUCUAUAGGUAAAGUAGAAAAUAUCCCUUUUUGAAUAAAGGUGUGGUUAAUCACUUUAGCUUUGGAGUCCGGAUGUGGACUCUCUGACAGAGUAAGCUGAGAUGCAUUAACAUUUUAAUGUGUUCCUCCUGUUGAUACUAGUGUUUCUGUAGAGCCCCUUAAUACAUUAAGUAGAAUCUAAUUUCCUGUUCCAGGUCUUUCUCUCUCUUGAUCUUCAGCUGGUAUGCCAAGUGUUUUCUCUCCAUUUUUCCACUCUCACAUGGUCUCCUGUAACUGCAUUGGGAGCCGACUGUGCCAGGCUAGAUGGGGAUUCAGUAGUAAAAUGGAAAGGUGUAUCAAAACUGGCACAUAUUCCUUCACUAAGGGAUGUGUGAGUUUAAAAACCACUUCGUUAUCAGUGUCAUAGUAUCAAGUGCUACGUGACCCUACAGGAGGAGUACUCGCCGAGAAAGGUUUGACAGCCUUCUGAUAGAUGCUGGCCCUGGGAGAGCUGCCAUGAAAGAGGCAUGUCAGAGGCUAGGGUGAAGUUCAUUAUGCAAAUCUGUGCUCAUUAAUAACCAAGACAUGUGAAUAACUGAGUUUAAAUUUUGAAACAUGUGAAAUCUGAGACAUGUAAUGGCUGUGAUAUGAGAAGGAGGGCUGUGAUUCAUUGGCAAUUCAUCAAAUACCAUUCCUCACAGUUGCCUUCACUGCGCAAAGCCGUAUGUGUAGAAAUAUUGCAAAAUACUUGUUGCAGAGGCAGCGGGGCUAGAAGAGGAAGAGAAUAACAAAUAGCUGCAUCUCCUCGCAGGGAAAAAAACAACCUUACUUUGUACUAGCGUCUCAAACUCAGUAUAAAGCUAAGCUGCCUUUGACCAACCUUUACAAAUACAGCUGAACUUGUGCUACUUUAUACACUGAUAUUUCUUGGUUUCGGGAAAAAACUGAUGCAUGGUUUGUAUGUACAGUUAAGUCUCUGAGCUAUGGAAAUUAAACACUCUAUAUUAAGAGUACGAGGCACUCCUAGCAAAGUUAGUUGCAGAUUGGUGUUUCCCUUCACAUUCUCCCUUAACUACAAAUAAGGUAAUACUUAAGAAUCAUUAGUUCACUGUGUCAACUCUAUUUAAGGUACCACUUUGUUAUAGACCCUUCCUCUGUAUAAUCAAGUAUAAUGCCUUUCCAGAGUCAAUAAGAGCACAGCAAAUCUGUUCAAUUUUCUGUUGGCUUGUUAUGAUAGCAUACCUCAUCUAACUGAAAGCAGCCAGUGUUAGAGAGUCUUGUUUCCCAGUAACAGGAAACUGAUGGGGUGGGGAAUACCUUUAAAUCUAAGCUGAAAUGUAUCCAAAACUUCUGAAGCAUGCAGUGUUGCCCUCAGUGGGUUGCAGACCUUUUUAUUUCGUGGUGGUAAGUUCUAAUUGUCUAAAAGAAUGUGCACGGAUUGUACUGAGGUAGGAGUAACUUGGUCUUAUAUCCAGAAUUUAAAAAGUAGUUGUGACUCUUAGUAUUGGCAACUUGACCUCUAACUUACAGGUUAGUACAAGAGUGUCUUACUGUGCAUGAGCGGGGGAUUCUUUUCUCAUUUCUGUUAUAAAGCUGGGUAAAAGAGCAAAAGCUUAUUCGGAAGCCUGUAAGCUGAAGUGUGGUGCUCAAUAAGAUUUUUUUGAUUUUUGUAAAGUCUUCAGCAUUUUAUUUUCUCCCACAGAACUUCUAUGCUGCAGAACCAGCCUCAAAGGCACUAUGGAGUUACCUCUCCAAUUAGCUUGGCUCCUCCUAAGGAUAUAGAUUAUAUUCAUACUCAGAAGCUAGUUGAGGCAAUGAAGCCAUUUGGGGUAUUUGAGGAUGAAGAAGAACUGAAUCACAGACUGGUUGUUCUUGGUAAACUGAAUAGCUUAGUCAAAGAAUGGAUUUCAGAACUUGGCGAGAGCAAGAAUCUUCCCCCUUCAGUAGUAGCAAAUGUUGGUGGCAAAAUAUUUACGUUUGGUUCUUACAGGCUUGGAGUACACACCAAAGGUGCUGACAUAGAUGCCCUUUGUGUUGCUCCUAGACAUGUGGAAAGAUCGGAUUUCUUUCAGUCUUUCUUUGAAAAACUAAAGCAUCAAGAAGAAAUAAAAAAUCUAAGAGCAGUUGAAGAUGCGUAUGUACCUGUUGUCAAGUUUGAAUUUGAUGGCAUUGAGAUUGAUCUCGUGUUUGCAAGACUGUCUGUACAAACGAUUUCCGAUAAUCUUGAUCUCAGAGAUGACUCGCGCCUGAGAAGUCUGGAUAUAAGAUGCAUACGGAGCUUAAAUGGCUGCAGAGUUACUGAUGAAAUACUACAUCUGGUGCCAAAUAAGGAGAACUUCCGACUCACGCUCCGUGCAAUUAAACUGUGGGCAAAGCGACGUGGUAUAUACUCCAACAUGCUGGGAUUUCUUGGUGGGGUUUCCUGGGCGAUGCUAGUAGCAAGAACAUGUCAGCUCUAUCCAAAUGCAUUGGCUUCCACUCUUGUUAACAAGUUCUUCUUGGUUUUUUCAAAAUGGGAGUGGCCAAAUCCUGUAUUGCUGAAACAACCUGAAGAGAGUAAUCUUAACUUACCUGUAUGGGACCCUAGGGUGAACCCAUCUGACCGAUAUCAUGUAAUGCCUAUAAUCACACCAGCCUAUCCACAGCAGAACUCUACGUACAAUGUAUCUACAUCAACACGAGCUGUAAUGGUGGAAGAGUUCAAACAUGGCCUUGCAGUUACAAAUGAGAUUCUCCAAGGAAAAUCAGACUGGCCAAAGCUCCUAGAACCGCCAAACUUCUUUCAGAAGUACAAACACUAUAUUGUACUAACUGCAAGUGCAUCUACUGAAGAGCAUCACUUAGAGUGGGUUGGCCUUGUUGAAUCUAAAAUUCGUGUGCUGGUUGGAAACUUGGAGAGGAAUGAAUUUAUAAAUAUUGCACAUGUAAAUCCACAGUCUUUCCCUGGCAACAGAGAACACUGUAAACAGAGUGGCUAUGUGUCAAUGUGGUUUCUUGGAAUCAUAUUUAGGAAAGUGGAAAAUGCAGAAAGUGUUAACAUUGAUUUAACAUAUGAUAUACAGUCGUUCACAGAUACAGUUUACAGGCAGGCUAACAACCUCAACAUGCUGAAAGAAGGUAUGAAGAUUGAGGCAGCUCACAUGAAGAGAAAGCAGCUCCACUAUUUUUUGCCUGCAGAAACCUUACAGAAGAGAAAGAAGCAAAGCAUGCCAGAUAUUAGUCAAAAUGCUAGUGGCCUUCAGCCCAAAAGGGCCUCUUCAGAUGGAAGCUGUUUGGACAGUUCCAGAGAUACGGACUCCAGAACACCAUAUAAUUCCCCUUCGUUAAAUAGGAUAUCUAAAUUGGACACCUCUACAGCUGAAAUAGAAAGAAACGCUGUAAUUCAAAGAGCUAACGGUGCUAGCAGUAGAGAGAAGAUACCUAAUAUAGCUGUGCCAUCAGUGUCUAAGGGACUGUCCAUUCCAGUUAUUGGUUCAAAAAUGGAGACUACGGUUACCAUAAGAACAUCAGGACCUCCUUGCAUUGGUUGCACCAUUCCUACAGUAGUAGCACAUAACACAGUUUCUCGGCUUAGAACGCAUCUUACCCAAGGACAACAUGAACUACAUGGGACUCCAGCUACAAAUUCUAAGAAUGCUGCACCUAAACGACCUCACUCACCUACCUCAGAAGAAUGCCCCAAAAGAACAAAAGAUAGAGAAAAGUUAAUUGGCCAGGAUUCAGCAUUCAAAGAUGGUGGUAAUCCAGAAGAUGUAAAGAGAAGAUCUGCAGAAAAUGAUGGCCUUGGAGGAAAAUCCAUGCCUAUUCCAAUUAUUGACACAUCGAGGUCACAGAGGCUUUCCAGUAAAGAACUACCAGAUUCCUCAUCUCCUGUUCCAACAAAUAAUAUUCGUAUUAUUAAAAGAUCCAUCAGACUGACCCUUAACCGGUAACAAAAGUAUAUCUUCAGGUAAAGAUGGUGUGCACUUGUUUACUGGUUCAUAAGAUCAGUGUCUUGUUACUGUCCAACAAAGUAUGGAGGGUCACUGUUACCCUACUGGAAGUUAUUUAAAUAUAAACUAGCUAGUUAAACGUUAUUUGCAUUUUGACCUGCAGAUGCUGUAGGAUACUCCUAUUACUGUGUAGCUUUUCCAAGAUCGCCUACUGACCAGCAACUGUCUGCAAAAUCAUGGUUUUCUGAUUUUUUUUAAUAUUGUUAGCUUAGAUGCUUGCUUCCUUUGGAACUACUUUCUGCAUACCCUUACAACACGAGUCUUUUAAAAGUCUUAACAGUCACUAGCUGAAAAAGCUUUUGUUGAAACAGCCACAAAAAACAACCUCUCCUGUGACUUGGAUUCAGAAUGCAUGUAAACAGGCUUUAUUAGUCACUGGAACCACAUUCUGGUUUGAAGUAUGUAUGAACGUGCUUGUAUUUGCUUGUAUCCACAUGAACUAGAAAAGCAUAUUAUUCUUGUGAUCUUAAAUUAUUUUCCAGUCUGGCACAUGCACUCCUGCGCAUCUAUCACAAUGGUGCUCAGCUUCUACAGGCAGUAGCUUUCCACUGUCUAGCACAGCCAUGCGCUACACAAGUGAUACGUAUUGCCUCCCAUGGAGGCCCAUAAAUAAUCUAAAUAUUGAAGAAAAUGCAACAGAGGAUGCUGCCAAGGUAUGGAGAUGGUAAAAUGUCUCAUGCCGUGUUAUUUGAUUUUUGUCUUAAGGCUGCUCUAAAAUGAGAUUUCCUUUUUGUUUUCACUGGGUAGCAAAGCUAUACUCAAACACACAACUGAAGGCAUACUUGAGCAUUGAGGCGGCUGAGGGGUGUCAUGGUACUACUACCCACCUGCAAGCUACAGCUUUGAAAGUGCUUGGCAUGCAGAAAGUGGUAUCAGGGUUUCGCUGAAACCCUGGAGGUUGUUCUAAAGAGUUGCAUGAAAACUUGCGGUAGUCUUAAGUCAGGUUUUGUAAACAAGCUGAUAAUACUGCUUGCC